Molecule: messenger RNA, 1846 nt
Organism: Schizophyllum commune H4-8
Lineage: Eukaryota; Fungi; Basidiomycota; Agaricomycetes; Agaricales; Schizophyllaceae
Product: glycoside hydrolase family 18 protein
Exons: 5
Coding region: 210-1640 (476 amino acids)
Biological process (GO): carbohydrate metabolic process; chitin catabolic process
Cellular component (GO): extracellular region
Molecular function (GO): chitin binding; chitinase activity
Source: RefSeq, a predicted model, not a curated record
GUCCGAACCCUCUUCUUUCCGCCUCCUUCACGAGCUCACAGACGAGCAGAAACGCCAGCCAUCGCAGCGUGGGACUCGACGGAGCCCCGACCCUGCGAUCGACAUCAUUUGGGAGCGACACGCGGUCAGCAGACGUUGCACAGCGCCGCAACUACCACCUGCCCCCGCCCCUCUCUUCCCCCUGCCGCUCUUUGCUUCAUACGCUCGCUAUGUCCAUCCCACUUUCCCUGUGGGCUCUCCUUGCGCUGGGGAUAUCAACGAGAGCAGCACCUUCCUCGAGUGAGGAUGCCUCGGACCUCAUCUCGGUAGCGUGGUACACGGGUUGGCAUGCGGAGGACUACCCUCCGUCCAAUGUCUCCUGGUCGAAGUAUAGCUUGCUACAUUAUGCAUUUGCGGUAACCGUGGACUCGCCAGACGAGCUAUCCCUCGAAGAGUCGGAUGAGAGUCUACUUCCCGAGUUUGUGAAGACGGCACACGACAAUGGCGUCAAGGCUGGUCUCUCCAUCGGCGGCUGGACAGGCUCACGCUUCUUCUCCACCAACUUCGGGUCGUCAGACAACCGCACGGCAUUCGUGAAGACGGUCACGAACCUAGCGGACAAAUAUAACCUUGAUGCCCUUGACUUCGACUGGGAAUUUCCCGGCCUUCAAGGCAUGGGCUGCAACAUUAUCUCUCCCGACGAUGUCGACCACUUCACCGCCUUCCUCAACGAGCUGCGCCAGUCCGACGCCGGCUCCAAGCUCCUCCUGACUGCCGCCACCUCCAUCAUGCCCUACCACGACUCGACGGGGAACAUAUCAACCAACCUUACCGCCUGGGCAGAGCCCCUCGACUACGUCGCGCUCAUGAACUACGACGUCUUCGGACCUGCCACCUCGCCCUUCCUCGACGACGUGACGGGGAAGACACCGCACGUUGCUGGCCCGUCUGCGCCGCUCGCGGAUGCGUGUGCCCCGCAGGAUUCGUUCAAGCGCGGCUCUGCGACCUCGGGGACCGCUGCGUGGAUCAGCGCCGGCGUCCCAGCGAAUAAGAUCCUGCUGGGCGUUCCGAGCUACGCGCACUCGUUCGAGGUGAAGGAUGUGGGCGACAACUUGACCACAUUCUAUCCGGAGAUCGACCAAGAAAGGAAUAAGAACAAGACCGCCGGUGACGCAUGGGACCCGCCCGAUGCGCCGUCUGGUGUCAAUGUCUGCGGCGACAUCGGCGGACCGGGAGGUUCCCUCCAAUAUUGGGGCCUCAUCGAGCAGGGUUAUCUGAGCGAGAACGGGACUGCAGCACGCAGCGAUCUGGAGUACAAGUGGGAUGGGUGCAGCCAGUCUCCAUUCAUCUACGAUGCCUCCAAGCAGCUUCUCAUCUCUUACGAAGACCAGCGGUCCAUCACGCUCAAGGGCAACUUCAUCCACGACCAGGGGCUCGCCGGCUUCGCAAUGUGGGAAGCUGGCGGCGACAAGGACGAUCAGCUGCUCGACGCUAUCACCUCCGCCGCCAAAAACGGCAACUCGACCAUCAACACCGACGAUGGCACGCCCAAGGCCGCAAGUGGCGCUGCCAGCACCAGCGACUCCAACGGCGCCUUGAGGUUGUCGUUGUCACCUUGCUUCUUGCUCGCGGGAUUGCUGGCGCUCGCAUCGACGGUUUAAGCUAUCCCAGAUAGUCGUUACGCUACUUCGGGCUUUCGCUGCCUGCCAUUGCCGGGUAUACGCACUCUGAAUCUAGGGGACUAUGGGGUCCUUUGCUACACUUAUAAUCGCUCGCUUACGGAUGGGACCUGUACCAUAAUAGAUCGUCGCAACUGACCAGCCAUAAUGGGUAGCAUUUGCUCAGAAGUUCGAACAGAAAGGCUCUA